Molecule: messenger RNA, 1365 nt
Organism: Ictalurus furcatus (blue catfish)
Lineage: Eukaryota; Metazoa; Chordata; Actinopteri; Siluriformes; Ictaluridae
Gene: ntng1b
Product: netrin-G1
Exons: 6
Coding region: 1-1365 (454 amino acids)
Molecular function (GO): cell-cell adhesion mediator activity
Source: RefSeq, a predicted model, not a curated record
AUGAGGCUAGCGUUAGCGUUAGUGUUAGCAUUGCAGGUGUGUUGGGUGUGUAUUAGCCGUGCAAUACAGCACUCCCCGGCCUCCUGGGGGCACUACGACAUCUGCAAAUCACAACUUUACACAGAUGAUGGACUCAUGUGGCAUUACAUGGCGUGCCAGCCAGAAUCCACCGACAUGACCAAAUACGUAAAAGUGAAUCUGGAGCCGGAGAACAUCACGUGUGGAGAACCGCCCGAGAUCUACUGCGCUCUGGAGAACCCGUACAUGUGCAAUAACGAAUGUGACGCCGCUACAGAGGAACUCGCUCACCCUCCCGAGCUCAUGUUCGACGCUGAGGGUCGAAACCCCACCACGUUUUGGCAGUCGACCACGUGGAAAACGUACCCCAAACCUCUGCAGGUGAACAUCACGCUGUCGUGGGAUAAAACCAUCGAGCUGACGGACGACAUCGUGAUCACGUUCGAAUCGGGUCGACCCGAGCAGAUGGUUCUGGAGAAGUCUCUGGACUACGGGAGAACGUGGCAGCCGUACCAGUUCUACGCCACCGACUGCCUGGACGCCUUCACCAUGGAGCCCAGGUCAGUGCGGGAGAUUUCCCAACGCACGCUGCUGGACGUCAUCUGCACCGAAGACUAUUCCCGAGGUUACGUCUGGAAAUACGACAAAACGGUACGGUUCGAGAUCAAAGACCGUUUCGCGCUGUUCGCCGGCCCACAGCUGCACAACAUGGCGUCUUUUUACGGACAGUUAGACACCACCAGGAACCUGAGGGACUUUUUUACACUGACAGAUUUACGAGUCAGACUUUUACGGCCCGCGACAGGAGCCACGACGGUGGACGAGGACAAUCUGUCCAGAUAUUUCUACGCCAUUUCAGACAUCAAAGUCCAAGGCAGGUGUAAGUGUAACCUCCAUGCCAACUCGUGUGUGUUUGAUAAAGGGAAGCUGAGCUGUGAGUGUGAACACAACACGACGGGACCCGACUGUUCACGCUGCAAAAAACACUAUCAGGGCCGAGCGUGGAGCCCGGGGUCGUACCUGCCCAUUCCCAAGGGCACGGCUAACGUGUGUGUUCAGAGCGGGCCAGCAGGUCUGCCGAACGUCUCGUCUCUUGGAGUCGCGAAUCGAAAUCAAGCUCGAGUGUGUGACGACGUGCUGCUGCGCUGUCAGAACGGUGGAGUGUGUGUUCUGCACCAGCGUUGUCACUGUCCUCCGGGAUUUUCUGGAGUUUUGUGUGAAACGGAGCGAUGCCGCGGAGGCCAGUCCUGUGAGGAGCUCCGAUCGGGACGUGACCGUCUCCGUCUCUCGUCUCUGCCUCUCUUUUAUUCCAUCGCUCUCUCGCUCUCGUCUCUCCUCUGCGUCUGA